Molecule: messenger RNA, 3572 nt
Organism: Spathaspora passalidarum NRRL Y-27907
Lineage: Eukaryota; Fungi; Ascomycota; Pichiomycetes; Serinales; Debaryomycetaceae
Gene: PEP7
Product: Pep7p
Exons: 3
Coding region: 100-1866 (588 amino acids)
Molecular function (GO): metal ion binding
Source: RefSeq, a predicted model, not a curated record
AAAAAAAAAAAGCGACGUAUUUUGGUGCUGCCAAAAUUAGGCAACCAGGCAAACAAAACUAUAUCUAAGAAUUUAACCUUGACCAUCAAUGCCUCAAAGAUGUCUCCGCUGAAACCCAAGCCUAAGCGUGUAUUGGGAAAUUCCCUAAGUCCGUCUCAAUCACCCAAGAAUCUUGCAUCAACACAGCCUAUUGAAAUUUCCACUAGAGAUACAUCUUCUUCUUCUUCUCCGUCGCCGCCCCCACCACAACAAGAUACAACCGAAUUUCAUAAAGCACCCACCUUCAAUUGUCCUAUUUGUGAUGAGCUGAUGUUGACCCUAGUACAGUUGAACCAACAUAUCGACGAUGCACAUUCUAGCGAGCCACCACUCUCGUCAACUCCACCACGAAAUCAACCCCACUUAACAGUAAAACCAACCACUAGAAAUAAAACAACUCCAACGCGUAAGAUAAACAAGAUAUCAUAUGCAGAAAACAACAAAGGGUUUAGUAUCGCUGAUGCAAAUGAGGAAUUCCUAACAUUACCCAGACCAUAUCUGCAUAGAAUAACUCGAUCACAUUGGAAAUCGUCCCAAAACUCCACGCAAUUAACUUGCAACGUUAAAGGUUGUGGAAAAACAUUAAAUAUUAAGAAUGGUAUUGUAAAUUGUCGAAAAUGCGGAGAGUUGUAUUGUAAUGAACAUACUCAUUAUAGAAUACGGUUAAGAAAUGCACAUCAAGGAGAACCGCCAUUACCGAAAUAUGAAUCUAGUAAAGCUGGAAUAUGGAGUCGAUGUUGUGUGAACUGCUACUUGGAUAAACCUGAUUUGAAAUUGGGCACUGAUGUUAUUUAUAUUGAUUUGACGACUGAAUUCAAACAAAAAAGACAAGAUAAGGUAGAGCUAUAUCACUUGAACAGAAACAAAAUCCAAAAGCACUUUAUCAAGUUAACCAACUUAUUGGCAGAACAACAACCUCAAAAGAAAUGGAGUAUAUUUAUCAGCCAUUGUUCAAUUUGCUUUGUCAAAUUCAAUUUGUUAAAUCGAAGACAUCAUUGCCGUCUCUGUGGGAGUAUAGUUUGUGAUGAUCCUAAUGGGUUUCGAAAGAGUUGUUCCAUGUAUGUGCCAUUGAAUAAACUUUUGGAUAAGUUACCAAACUUGAAUUAUUCAUCCCAUGUCAAGGAUAAUUUCGAAAACUUAUUGCAAGAUGAUUCUAAACGAUUCCGUUGUUGUGUUAAUUGCAAAGAUGCAUUAUUGUACGAUUGGAAACGUCAACGAAAACCAACUCACGAUGAUGAACAAAUGAAUCUAGUAUUUUCAAUUUAUGAAACUAUUCUAUUGCAAAAGAAUCAAAUUGAUUUUCUUUUACCAAAAUAUGAACUAUUAGUGCAUGGAACUGAUGAAUUAAACAAGAACAAAUUACGUUCUAAACUAAUGAUUAUUUUAAAAGAUUUUGAAAAUUCAGUCAUUCAGUUUAGAAAUCAACUAUUUGUAACUAGAGAUGAUAAAUUGGUUGUUAAUCCCAAAUACAUCAAAUUAGAAAAGGUAAUUAAUAAUAUCUAUCAAAGUAUUGCUAUAUAUUUACAGGAUAAUAUUGUACAAUACAAACAAAUAAGUGAGGUGCACAAGGAACAAGAACAAAACGAACUUAGACGUAUCCAAAAGGAAAAUUCUCCACAGCCACCAAGAUUAACUAAGAAGCAAAUUCGAGAAUUGCGAGAUCAAUUAAUGGUGAUGAAUGAACAGAAAUUUUUAGUGGAGAACCUAAUUACAGAGUAUACAAAAUCAAGAAGGUUUGAUGAAUUGGAUGUCUUGAUUAAUAAUAAGAAAGAGUUACAAGAAACUAUUGAUAAUUUGGAACAAGAAUUGGGAGAGUUUGGAUUUUGAUAUUUGGAUACAUAACACUGAAGAAAUUUAUGGAUAAAGCUUUGUUGGGAUGAUAAUUGUAACUGAGUAUGUAAUCCUUGAAUGUUGUCUUUAGUUAAUUAUAUAAUAUCAUAUAGUAAAAGUUCUGAAGUAAUCUUAUUAGUUUCAAAAGGCAAGAAGUGAAUUUCCCUUUCACAAAUACUACAUUCAACCACAGUCUAUUAAAAUUACUUUGUACUAAGAAUAAAUAAUUGUAUAAAUCUAUGCUAAUGCAAAAAAAAAAACCUUUAACGCUUGUCAACAUCUCCAUGGUAAAUAAUUUCAUGUCUUAUUUCAUUGCUGCUUCCUUCUGCAGUGGUAUCUUGGCUUGCCUGAUCUUCACUUUGUUCCAAUUGAUUCUCUUCGUCAUCUGCUUUCGUGUCUUCAGCAUGAAUCCAUUUCUUCAUGAAAUUAACUAACACAUUUGCAGUCAUAACUUGUUCGGCUUGGUAUAGAACCAAAGGCACUAAGAUGAUACCUAAUUUAGGAUUGUGAGCUCCAUAUUGGGAAGAUACUAAGGAUACACCCAAUGCGGCAGUUUUAGCAGGCCCACAGAGCAUGAUUGCCACUGUAUCUUUUCUAUUAUAAUAAAAUGGGCGGAAAAUCUUGUAACAAUAUUUGUAGACUGUGGUGGAAUUUUCAUCUGGCUCAGUACUCAACAAUAGUUUAACAAUAUAAGGACGAGCAUAAAGAUAUGUCAAUACCGUGAAGAACAAAUAAAUUCCAAUAUUGAAAAACACGAGGAAUAUAAUGGAUGCGUGUGAUACCUCAUUGAAUGCAUUUUGAUAAAAGGCAGUCGAGAAGGAUUGAAACAUAAUUAAUAAUAACAUAAAAGAUCCAACUUUACCUAAUUUGAAAUAUUGCAUGGCCCAUUUGGUUUGUUUUGUAAAUAUGUUUUGAACAACUUGACCAACAAAUAAUGGGAUAAACACUGACAAUCCCAAUUGUUUCAUGGUCUGAGCAUAUAAAUAUUGAAUAGACUGAGUUCCAUCAGUUUGGUGACUUGGAUUACCAAAGUCCCAUGUUCCUCUCAUGUACAUCUGCAAUAAUGCCGGAGUUAUAAAUGCCCCCAAGACAUUACCGAUGAACACUUCACACAAUGUUAAAAUAUCAUUACCAUCGGCUAAUUUGGUCAUAACGACAUUUGAAGAAACGGUGGUGGGACAUGCAUGGGUAACAAUAAGACCAACUAAUAACCAAUCGCUAAUUUCGGCAUCAUUAGAAAGUUUAAUUCCAGUCGCAAUACCAAAAAUGAUGGAACUUGUGAUUAAAAACGACAUGGAUAACACGGUGAAAUGUGCUCUCCAAUUAGCAAUAUUAACUAGCAACUGUUUUGUAGACAUUGAUAAUCCACUAAUCAAAAAAAUAAUGGCAACGGCACCAUAACUGAUGGUGUAUUCUGCUCUAAUUAACCCUCCCUGUCUGGCAAAGUUAGGAAAUGAAUGAGCUAAUGCUAUGAACACACCAAGUAAUACAAAAAACCAUUGGCCUAUUAAGAACAGUAUUACCUUGGAAGUAUAUCUAUACGGUUUUGAUUGCUUUAUCGUUUCUAGCGUAGUCAUAUCUACUAUUAUGGUGUUUAAACAAAUGUUACUACCAGAGACCGAUUGUUUUAGAAGGGAAAAUGCAAGAUAUUAUAUAUGAAAAUGAGUAAUUAAACCGUCCAACGAUAUAUUGUGAAAAAAAAA